Drosophila hydei is the source of this 1203-nucleotide messenger RNA. Its product is annotated as odorant receptor 42b-like. Gene Ontology annotation, biological process: detection of chemical stimulus involved in sensory perception of smell; sensory perception of smell. NCBI's taxonomy places the organism in Eukaryota, Metazoa, Arthropoda, Insecta, Diptera, Drosophilidae. Gene Ontology annotation, molecular function: odorant binding; olfactory receptor activity. Gene Ontology annotation, cellular component: plasma membrane. The record is from RefSeq and is a predicted model, not a curated record. The transcript is spliced from 3 exons. Bases 1 to 1203 code for a protein of 400 amino acids.
AUGCUCUUCAGACUAUUCCCUCGUUUGCGCCUGCCCGACGCCUCGUCGCCCGUGCAGUCCCGCGAUGCAUUCAUCUAUGUGGAUCGUGGCAUGAGCGUGGUUGGCUGGAUGCCACCAAAAAAUGCCUAUGGACGUUGGAUCUAUCGCGUCUGGACAGUGUUUACGACAGUCUUUUUCAUGAUAUUGCUGGACGUCUCACUGCUGAUUAGCUACAGUGAGCUGAGCAGCUUUACGGCCGGACAGUUUCUAACCUCGCUGCAGGUGGCCUUCAAUUGCUUUGGCUCCAGCGUCAAGGCCAGCUACACCUUUGCCGGUCUCAAGCGCUUCAAGCAGGCUAAAAAGAUACUGGAUCGCUUGGACGAACGUUGCGGCAGCACGGAGGAGCGCAUCCAGCUGCAAAAGACCGCAACACGUUGCAAUCAAAUAUAUUUGGCAUACAAUACGAUGUAUCUGCUCUACUCGUGCUCCACAUUUAUCGCGAGCAUGCUUAUCGGUCGUCUGGCCUGGAAUCUCUACAACCCGCUGAUCGAUGCGGAGAAAAAUUUAAUCAGCUUUUGGCUAGCGGGAAUUGUGGAAUUUUUGUGGAUGACAGGCGCUGUGCUGCAGGAUCUGAUGGCCGACGUCUAUCCGAUUAUAUAUUUCUUAACCAUCCGAACUCACAUAACAUUCCUCAAAGAGCGACUGAGCAAGCUACGCACUGAUGGGAGCAUGACUGAGGACGAGAACUAUGUGGAGCUGAUCAAAUGCAUUGAGGAUCAUCGUUUGAUAUUGGACUACUGCAAUACCCUACGACCCGUUGUCUCCGGCACAAUUUUCGUACAGUUUCUGCUCUGCGGCGUUGUCAUGGGCCUGUCCAUGAUCAAUAUUAUAUUUUUCUCCAACUUCUGGACCGGCUUGAGCACUGCCAUAUUCAUGUGUGAUUUGGUACUGCAGACGUUUCCCUUUUGCUAUAUCUGCAAUAUGAUCUCCGACGACUGCUACGAGCUGGCCAACAGUCUCUUUCACUCCAAUUGGCUGACUGCGAAUCGUCAGUAUAAGAUCACACUUCGUUAUUUCCUACACAAUGUGCAGAAGCCGAUUAUUUUGACAGCCGGAGGCAUUUUUAUUAUAUCCAUGGGCUCGAACAUAACUGUCGCCAAAUUGGCAUUUUCUGUCGUCACCUUCGUCAAGCAAUUGAAUAUUGCCGAAAAGUUUUAUGAUUAA